AUGGGAUCCAACGUUGAGCUGGUAUGGCCAGAGUCAGAGGCAUAUUCCUCACGGGUGAACAACUGCUCACAUGCAAAUUCAUCCCUAGCUGUAAUUCGAGCGAAGUUGAGUGCCGAACAAUUAGAACAAUUCAAGACAUCAUGCUUUGGCCAUCUUCUGAAUAUAGAUAAGAUUCAGUUUAGCGGGCAGAUUGUGCAUGGGGUUGUGUUGCGUAGAGUAGCGGGGCAGGGUGUGAAAGACUUGGAUGGACUGAGUUUCUUAAUAGGGUGCGACGUUGCUCAGUUCACUCGUCAGGAUUUCUGUUUGAUCUCAGGGCUUCGUUUUGGGGAAGUUCCUGAAGUUUCCAGUGGAGAAAGUGAUGAAAUUAGACUUCAGAAAAGAUAUUUUAUAGACGAAGGAAUUACAUGUAAUGCUUUAGAAGAAGCAUUUGUGAGGUGCACAGAGGAAGAUGACGUCUACAAGCUAGCUCUUGUUUACUUUGCUGAGUUAGUGGUUUUGGGAAGGGACAAACAUUUGAACAUCAAUCUAAAUUACCUGACCCUUGUAGAGGAUUUGGAUGCAUUCAACAGGUUUCUAUAG
Messenger RNA from Prunus mume (Japanese apricot), 579 nucleotides. The record is from RefSeq and is a predicted model, not a curated record. NCBI's taxonomy places the organism in Eukaryota, Viridiplantae, Streptophyta, Magnoliopsida, Rosales, Rosaceae.